AUGGGGGCGUGCAAGCGAGUCCCGACUUGCCCCCACACACAACUUGUUACCGCGAUACACAGCUGGCGUGGCCUUGGAGCACCCCGAGUGCCAGCAGGCGCCGCGAGCAGCACGCCAGAGCGCGGGCGUGGCGACGCCAUUCGCGUUUGCCUAGGUUGCCGCGGGGAGAAGGCAAGACGAACUCCUCCCUCGCUCUUCAAUAUGCGUCGUCCCAAGAUCUCCGCCGUCGUGACUGGACCACAAUACCCCCGAAUUGAGAGGGCAGCGCCAGCUGCUACCCAGCGCGCAGGCUGCGACAGGUCAGGUUGCUACAGUGGUGCCCCUAAGAGGGCAGCGCCAGCUGCGACAGGUCAGGUUGCCACAGUAGUGCACCAUGUGUCGCUGGACGUCUAG
Prorocentrum cordatum is the source of this 393-nucleotide messenger RNA. NCBI's taxonomy places the organism in Eukaryota, Dinophyceae, Prorocentrales, Prorocentraceae. The record is from the annotation of a GenBank genome assembly.